Uloborus diversus is the source of this 849-nucleotide messenger RNA. Its product is annotated as gastrula zinc finger protein XlCGF8.2DB-like. The transcript has a single exon. The coding region runs from base 1 to 849 and encodes 282 amino acids. The record is from RefSeq and is a predicted model, not a curated record. Lineage: Eukaryota; Metazoa; Arthropoda; Arachnida; Araneae; Uloboridae.
AUGGGGGAAGAGUUGUUUACGUGUGAAUAUUGUCGAAAAACUCUUGCAACCGCGCAUGGUUUGACAGCCCAUGUCAGAAGACAUACCGGGGAAAAUCCUUACGCCUGCGAGCAAUGUGGGAAGGCAUUCGCAACUCGUUGGCGUUUGAAAUAUCACUCGGAAAUCCAUUCUGCUGAGAAACCAUUUUGCUGUGACUUCUGCCAGAAAGGUUUUCUGCGGAAAGGAGCCUUGACAGAACACAGACGGACCCAUACCGGGGAGAAACCUUUCCCUUGCGACUGCUGCGGAAAAGCAUUCGCAACCAAGUCCAAGCUGAAUGACCACGCGUUGUGUCACUCGAACAAUAAACCCCAUUGCUGCGAAGAGUGUGGGAAGACAUUUCACACCCAGAAGAGGUUAACAGUGCACAUAAGGAGGCAUACCGGCGACAAGCCCUACUCUUGCCAACUCUGCCCUAAAACAUUUGUCGACCACGUGGGUCUGAACGCUCACAUGAAGAGCCACCAGGAAAAGUCUUUUCCUUGUGGCUUUUGUGACAGGAAGUUCAGUCGGAAAGACGAAGCCAAGAACCACGAGAGGACGCAUACAGGAGACAAGCCAUUCGUCUGCAUCUGCUGCAGGAAGUCGUUUGCUCAAAGUUUCUCCCUCAAGAGGCACUUUAGGGUUCACACCAACGAGAAGCCGUUUUCGUGCGACUACUGUGAUAAGUCUUUUGGUGCUAGGUCGGCCUAUAGGGAGCAUGUUAAAAGGCAUUCCCUGCCACAUUCUUGUGAGUUUUGUGAGAAGAAGUUCCCAAGCAAGAAGGUUUUGAAAUCGCACUUACUUGCGUGCGAUAAAAAAGUGGAUUGA